UUCCUCAACCCUCUUUCCGCCUCUUGCGCCACCCCUUUUCUUAGGAGAAACGGCGCCCUUCCCUUACCUCCCCCUCCAACCCUCUCUCUGUCUGUCUUUCCCUCUCCCAUCCGCUAUGCCUUCUCUUCUCUUCUCCUCCCCUUCGGAGCUCGAAGAUCUCAAAAAGUCGAAGAAGAAGUCUAAGAAGGCCGAAUCCAUGGCCGCCGAGCUUGAGCAGAACGGCUUCAUAGAGGCGGAGAAGAAGAGCAAGAAGAAGAAGCACAAGAAGCUUGAAUCCGAUGACGAGGAGAUCGACAACAGCGACGGAGAAGGCUCGGAGAAGAAGAAGAGCAAGAAGAAGAGAAAGGCUUCUGAUGAGGAGACGAGCGAAACCAGCUCUGACGGAAGCGAUCCUAUUCUGGAUCGCAAGGUGGCAGCGGUGAAUGGUUCCGCUUUGAAGAAGCCAAAGCUGAUGCAGGAGGAUGAGGAUGGAGAGGUGAUUGCGAGCCGAGAGGAGUCUGGCGCCGCGAACCCGAACCCGAACGCCGUGUCCAAAUUCAGGAUAUCGAAGGUGCUGAGAGAGAAGUUGAAGUCGAAGGGGAUCGAGUCGCUGUUCCCUAUUCAGGCGAUGACCUUCAAUCUUAUACUUGAUGGGUCUGAUUUGGUCGGCCGGGCACGGACUGGUCAGGGUAAAACCUUAGCAUUUGUGCUGCCUAUUUUGGAGUCGUUGACAAAUGGGCAACACAAGGCAUCUAGGAAAACUGGUUAUGGAAGGCCUCCGAGUGUUUUGGUACUUCUACCAACUAGAGAGCUUGCAAAUCAGGUAUCUGCAGACUUUGAGGUUUAUGGUGGGGCAGUGGGGUUAUCUUCAUGCUGUUUAUAUGGAGGAUCUCCUUAUCGUGGUCAAGAGCUUGCUCUAAAACGAGGAGUUGAUAUAGUUGUUGGAACACCUGGGCGGAUAAAGGAUCAUUUAGAGAGGGGAACUCUUGAUCUAAAAUUUUUGAAAUUUCGUGUUCUUGAUGAAGCUGAUGAAAUGUUGAAUAUGGGCUUUGUUGAUGAUGUUGAACUAAUUCUAGGUAAGGUUGAGGAUGUAAGCAAAGUUCAAACACUUCUUUUUAGUGCUACCCUGCCGGAUUGGGUGAAGAAGAUCUCUGCAAGGUUUCUAAAACCUAAUAAGAAAACUGCUGAUCUUGUUGGCAACGAGAAGCUGAAGGCUAGUGCUAGUGUUAGACAUCUUGUUCUUCCCUGUACACGUCAAGCAAGAGCACAACUUAUUCCUGAUAUUAUUCGCUGUUAUAGCCGUGGAGGCCGUACCAUUAUCUUCACUGAGACAAAGGAAUCUGCAUCCCAACUUGCUGGACUGUUACCUGGAUCAAGGGCUUUGCAUGGAGACAUAGUGCAAUCUCAACGGGAAGUCAUACUUGCUGGAUUUAGGUCAGGCAGGUUUUUGGGUUUGGUGGCUACAAAUGUGGCAGCGCGCGGCUUGGAUAUCCAUGAUGUGCAGUUGAUUAUUCAGUGUGAGCCCCCACGUGAUGUUGAAGCCUACAUCCAUCGAUCAGGACGUACUGGAAGGGCUGGCAAUACUGGAGUUUCUAUAUUACUGUAUGAGCCCAGAUAUUCAUAUAGCAUUUCUAGAUUAGAAAGAGAAUCAGGUGUCAAAUUUGAGCACAUCUCUGCACCUCAACCUGCUGAUGUUGCUGAAUCAGCUGGUUCUGAAGCUGCUGAUUCUAUCUCAAAUGUCUCUGACAGUGUCGUUCCAGUUUUCCGGUCACAAGCAGAGGAACUUUUGAGCUCCUCUGGCUUAUCAGCUGUGGAUUUACUUGCAAAAGCACUGGCAAAGGCUGCAGGAUACACCGACAUAAAGAAGAGAUCGCUGCUUUCUUCUAUGGAGAACUAUGUAACUCUACUUCUUGAGGCAGGAAAGACUAUCUAUUCUCCAUCGGUUGCUUUUAGUAUCUUGAAAAGAUUCAUGCCUGAUGAAAAGAUUGAAGGGGUGAAGGGCCUUUCUCUUACAGCUGAUGGAAUGGGGGCGGUGUUUGAUGUGCCUGCUGAUGAUGUGGAUGCCUUCAUUGAAGGUCAAGAAAAUGCUAACAUGGUGACCAUUGAGGUCUUGAAAAGCUUGCCUUCUUUGCAAGAUAAAGAUCAGUCAAGAGGUGGUAAUACAGGACGAGGCAGGUUUGGUGGUGGCAGAUCCUCUGGCGGUAGAGGUGGUCGUGGCGGCUUCGGCAGAAGAGAUGGAGGGGGUCGUGGGAAGGGAAAUGGUGGCGGCAGAAACAGAUUUAACAGGAGGUAAAGCGGUUUGUGUUGUCGGGGCAAUCUGAAAAACGCUUACUCUAGUUUGUGUGACUGAAAAUUUUUUCAGACCUUUUUCGCUUAUGAAUUCUACAGUCAUUACAUCAAAUGAUUUAUUUCAUAGAAUUGGUUUAAAAUUGGCUGCAACCAUUCAAUUUUUUUGCUUAUGUAACUGUAACAAGUGCUUACAGCUUUUAUUUGAAUGAAUUGAAAAUGGUUAAUGCUUACAAGAUUGCUAUAAAA
Messenger RNA from Phoenix dactylifera (date palm), 2514 nucleotides. Its product is annotated as DEAD-box ATP-dependent RNA helicase 7-like. Gene Ontology annotation, molecular function: RNA helicase activity; ATP binding; RNA binding. The record is from RefSeq and is a predicted model, not a curated record. NCBI's taxonomy places the organism in Eukaryota, Viridiplantae, Streptophyta, Magnoliopsida, Arecales, Arecaceae.